CUGAGCUGUGGGGAGGUGGGGGUAGGGGGAUUGUAGAGGACACCAAAGAGGAAUUUCUCCCUCAGAAGAGAGUUUGUCCCAACAACCAUGUGAUAAGAUUUAAAGGGUCUCGACGUAGACUGGAGUAGUUCACCAUCUUCCUUUCCUGGAAGUUCUUCUGAAAAUACACUCUGUGUCUUAGUAAGGGAAGGUCCUUUAAAGAAACAUGGUGAAUUACUACAAAGUACUAGGAGUGCCUCAAAACGCUUCCCCCUCUGAUAUCAAGAAGGCUUACCAUCAGUUAGCUCUUCGGGUACAUCCAGACAAGAACCCAAAAAACAGGGAGGCAGCUGAGGAGAAAUUCAAACAAGUAACAGAAGCCUACGAGGUGUUGUCUGAUGCUGAGAAACGUAACAACUAUGACAAGUCCGGAGGGAACCGCAUCAAAACAGAAAAUACAGGCGACUGCAGAGACGAAAAGUGCUUGAAAGAGGAACCACGGUUUGAGAGGCCACACUGCGGCUUUCAAGAUGUCUUUGAAGACAAAGACCUCUUCUCAGGCAGUUAUUUUCCCACUGGUCAUGUGGGUAAGGCCAGGAGAUUUCACUCCUCCUUCUUUGAUGUGAUCCCCAUAUUGGACACAGGAUUUUCCACGUUUGUUUCCCCAGGCUCCAGACCAAGUCCCCCUUCCUCUGGGACAUUUGUUCCCUUCGUAAGCCGUGGAAUGGGAAACUUCAGACUGGUCACCACGUGUAGCCAGAUAGUGAAUGGCAAGAGAGUUGUGACAAAGAAAGUUCUAGAAAAUGUGACAGGGAAGACUGGACUGGAAAAAGACAGCCUAUUUCAUCAGAUGCCUCCAGGUCAUCGGAAAUUGAUGGAAAAUCCCUGCUAUUGAUGACAAGAAAUGACGUGUUGACAGGACUUCAGUUAAAACUGGGGCCUGCUCUAAAAAUCUACGAAUAUCACGUAAAACCUCUGCAGACAAAGCAUCUCAAGAACAACUCUUCAUAGUACAGUCAAAUUGGGGUCUUAGACCUCAAGAAAUACAUUAUGACAUAAUUUAGUUUCAUGUGAUGAAACUUUGUAAACAAUACAUACAUGUGUAUAUGUAAAGAAUUUCAGUCAAAUGAAACGUUAUCCUAUGGGAUAGACUAGGCAAUCCAUCGGCUGACCUGAACUCAGCCAGGAGGAGCAAGGAUGAUUUGUGGACAGCAUGGUUUUCCUGGUGGAGCUUGUCAAACAGAGUGAUCUUUGACAUGGUUGGACACCCCUCCCCACCAAAGGGAUUUUCUUCAGGUUGCUUUCCCAAAAUCCUUGAAAAAGGGUUGAAUGGAAUGAUCCUCUGGUUACAGAUGUAGUGAGAUUAAAGACAAGAAAACUUGGGGAAGGGGAGAAAAGAGAUUGCUGUCUCCCUUGAAUCCCUCUGCUCCUUAGAGUUUGUGUUAUUUGGAUGGAAUUGCCGACACCCUCUUUUAUAGAGGGUCUUCCACUUGACCUUAUUAAGGUUUCACUGGGAUAUACUGCGAUGUUUGAGAUGAACGUGUGUCAUGGCCCCUAUAGGAGCAGAACCUCUGAAAAGAGAAUCUCUGUUGUGUCUUGGGAACCUCCAUCCACAUUCAGCUUCUUUCACAGGGGGUAAUAGUAUUUUCUGCAUAGAUUUACUUUCAAAUUGGCUUUUUGUUUCUGAAGAAGAAAGCAUUUUUUCACUUUAUGGUUUGUAUUUAUACUGAUUUGUUUCUGAAGGAAUUUGCCAAGAGUUAUAGAUCAAGAAGCCUUGUUACUAGUACAGAAUAUUUUUAUAUAUUCCUUCAUGAUGUUGUAGUAUUUUUUUAAUUGCUCUGAUGCUUUGUUUGAUUCCUGGUUUGAGUACUUGUUUUUAAGAACUUGAAAAAAGUGAGCUCGCUACAUCUCUGUUCAAAGAGACAUUUGUUCAAAUCUCUGUGUGUCGAUGCCUUGUUGAAUUGGUGCUUUGUGGUCGCAAUAAAGCAUUGCUUCAGUUUAUU
Molecule: messenger RNA, 1982 nt
Organism: Canis lupus familiaris (dog)
Lineage: Eukaryota; Metazoa; Chordata; Mammalia; Carnivora; Canidae
Gene: SAMD13
Product: sterile alpha motif domain containing 13
Exons: 2
Coding region: 206-874 (222 amino acids)
Biological process (GO): protein refolding; positive regulation of proteasomal ubiquitin-dependent protein catabolic process
Cellular component (GO): endoplasmic reticulum membrane; cytosol
Molecular function (GO): ATPase activator activity; Hsp70 protein binding
Source: RefSeq, a predicted model, not a curated record